AUGCGCACGGUAAGAAAAGCGCGGCGGCGAAUUACCAGUCAAACCAGUCAUCAACUGGUUUUGCCGGUCACCCCCUCUAUAUUCUCCAACAUUGUGCGCGCGAGUUAACAGCGAACCAGAAUUGAUGACCAUUUAGCCAUCCGAGCUGGUCUCCACGGCUCCGCUUCCUCUCUUCUACCGGCGCCUCCCUUUCCCCCGUUCAUCUUGAUCCUAGGUCCGGGGGAUUGAAUUGGGGAAAGCAACUCAAAUGGGAACUUCUUCUGGUGCGAAUUUUGAUCAGCAAGAUUUGCCUAAAAUGCUGCCUCCUCGUCAGCAUCCUAGGUCCUUAGGGCUGCAGACAUCACUGUCGUUAGCUUCAUCUGAUGCCUUUGGAUCCCAUGACAUCCGAGAGCUUCAGUCGAAUUCUAACCAAGCUCAUGACUCCCCUUCUGAUAGCACAAGCUCUAGGGAAACCUGGCCGGUUGAGACAGGUGGUGUUGAUCUAAAGUCUGCUUUUAAGGAGAAGGAAGGAGAGAGUGACUUCCCUGAGCCUCAGGUGAUUCAUCGGGUAUCCAUUGCUGAUAAACUCUCUCUUCGUGAAGUUGCCAGGGAGAGGGUUGAGGUUAUUGCUGAUAGAAUGGCUGUCAUGCCUGGUGAGCUUUUGGAAGAGCUUAAGGCUGAGUUGAGAGCCAUACUUGAAGGAACAGGUGGAUCUCAUAUCAGGGAGGAGUUCUCCAGACUUCAGCAGCUUCUGCAGAGUAGAGGAGACCUCACUGCUAAAACUCUUCUCGGAGCUCAUAGAGUGCAGCUGGAAAUUCUGGUGGCUAUCAACACAGGAAUUCUUGCUUUUCUGCACCCAAAUGUGAGCCUUCCCCUGAGUAGACUCGCUGAGAUUUUCUCAUACAAAAGAUGUAGGAACAUUGCUUGCCAGAGUCCUAUUCCCGCCGAUGAUUGCUCCUGUGACGUUUGCUCUCACAGAAAUGGCUUUUGCAAUCUCUGCAUGUGUGUGGUCUGUAAUAAGUUUGAUUUUGAGGUCAACACGUAUCGCUGGAUCGGUUGCGAUUUCUGCACACAUUGGACUCACUCGGACUGCGCUAUGAGGAUUGGUCAGAUUGGAAUGGGAGCUUCUGCUAAGAUUGGAAUGGAGAAUGGUGAGAUGCUUUUCAGCUGCUUAGCAUGUAACAGGACAUCCGAGUUGUUGGGCUGGGUGAAAGACGUGUUUCAACACUGUGCUCCGGGAUGGGAUCGAGAGGCGUUGUUACGAGAACUUGAAUUUGUCCGCGGGAUUUUUCAACUCAGUGAGGAUUCAAGGGGAAGGAAAUUGUAUAGGAUGUGUGGUGAAAUCAUUGAAAAGAUCAAGGGUGGUGCUUCGAAGUCUACGGCAUGCAGGAUGUUACUCCUGGUAUUUCAAGAGCUUGAGAUAGAAUCCCCGAAGAACUAUGAAGACGACUCUAGUCGCUCCAUCUCUCCAAAAGAAGCCUGCAACCGGAUAGCAGAUGUCGUCCAAGAAGCCGUGAAGAAGAUGGAGAUGGUCGCCGAGGAGAAGCUUCGUAUGCUCAAAAGAGCUCGACUUGCCGUCGAGGCUUGUGACCGCGAGCUCGACGAUAAAGCCAGGGAAGUCGCAGAGCUCAAAAUGGAGAAACAGCGAAAGAAACAGCAGGUCGAUGAGCUCGAAAGCAUAGUGAGGCUCAAGCAGGCCGAGGCCGAUAUGUUCCAGCUCAGAGCCACCAAGGCUAGGCAGGAAGCCGAGAGACUUCAGAGCAUCGCUCUUGCUAAGUCUGAGAAGGCUGAACAGGACUAUGCGAGCAUGUACCUGAAGCGACGACUGGACGAAGCCGAGGCCGAGAAGCAGUAUCUGUUCGAGAAGAUAAAGCUUCAGGAGAGCCAGCAAUCUCCACCUGGCGGCGGCAGUGGCUGCGGUGGCGGGGGCGACUCCGUCCAGAUGCUGAGCAAAAUCCAGGACUUGCUGAAGAAUGUAUACAGUGUUUCGCCGAAGGACGAAGCUUAAAAACCAUCGCAGGCAUAGCUCUGCGCCGAAGUAAGCCUUGCUGUAGAGGUAUGAAAUGUUAAGAAGUUCUAUAUUUUUGUGGUAGUUUCAUUGGUGGCUUUUGGAACCACGUUUAUUGUCUUUAAUGAAGUUUAUACUUAUAGGAGAAUGUUAUUCUGUUUGGUUAUAUGGCUGUUUAUGUUUCUA
This is a messenger RNA of Phalaenopsis equestris, 2173 nucleotides long. Its product is annotated as OBERON-like protein. The record is from RefSeq and is a predicted model, not a curated record. Gene Ontology annotation, cellular component: nucleus. Lineage: Eukaryota; Viridiplantae; Streptophyta; Magnoliopsida; Asparagales; Orchidaceae. The transcript has 3 exons. Bases 248 to 1987 code for a protein of 579 amino acids.